GCACGUCUCGCAUGUUGUGAACGCGCCUAAAGCUCGCGCGUUGCAUUCUGGAUGCAGCAGCUUGAAAAAUGGCGGACGACGUUGAACAGCAACCGACCACCAACACGGUAGAAGAGCCGCUGGAUCUCAUUCGGCUGAGUUUGGAUGAGCGAAUUUACGUGAAGAUGAGGAACGACAGAGAGCUUCGUGGAAGAUUACACGCUUAUGAUCAACAUUUGAACAUGAUCCUCGGUGACGUGGAGGAGACGGUGACGACAGUGGAGAUCGACGAGGAGACGUAUGAGGAAAUUUACAAGUCGACGAAGAGGAACAUCCCCAUGCUGUUUGUCCGUGGUGACGGGGUCGUGCUGGUGGCGCCGCCGCUGAGAGUCGGUUAAACGUCGCUCUGUCUCUGAAUCUCGGUUUGGACUGUAAAUUAUGAGGCUUGACUUUUGUGUUAUCUGAAUAAACCGCAGGUUUGUAAAGUUUUUGUACGUUUAGUUGAAAUGUUACGCUGAUCAGUUCAGUAUCUGCAUUACAAAGUUCAUGUUCGACUUUGUAUAUUUCAGUUUUCCACUCUGAGCAGUUAUGGGUUUUCUGUAAAUGCUUUAGUUUCACAAAGGAAAUAAAAAAAGUGUUGACGA
Messenger RNA from Trichomycterus rosablanca, 623 nucleotides. It is a transcript of the gene lsm3, whose product is annotated as LSM3 homolog, U6 small nuclear RNA and mRNA degradation associated. The record is from RefSeq and is a predicted model, not a curated record. NCBI's taxonomy places the organism in Eukaryota, Metazoa, Chordata, Actinopteri, Siluriformes, Trichomycteridae. Gene Ontology annotation, cellular component: catalytic step 2 spliceosome; precatalytic spliceosome; U6 snRNP. Bases 69 to 377 code for a protein of 102 amino acids. The transcript has 4 exons. Gene Ontology annotation, biological process: mRNA splicing, via spliceosome; P-body assembly. Gene Ontology annotation, molecular function: RNA binding.